Thalassophryne amazonica is the source of this 2545-nucleotide messenger RNA. Its product is annotated as high affinity choline transporter 1-like. The record is from RefSeq and is a predicted model, not a curated record. The transcript has 12 exons. NCBI's taxonomy places the organism in Eukaryota, Metazoa, Chordata, Actinopteri, Batrachoidiformes, Batrachoididae. Gene Ontology annotation, molecular function: choline:sodium symporter activity. Gene Ontology annotation, cellular component: plasma membrane. Gene Ontology annotation, biological process: transmembrane transport; choline transport; acetylcholine biosynthetic process.
AUGACCAGGGAGGUGAAGCAGCUGCUGAAGGAGAGAAACUCCACCUUCCAAGCAGGUGACAGGGCUCUCUAUAGCACAGCCCACCCAAACCUGAAGAGAGGCAUCGGGAAGGCCUUCAGGAGGAGGAUUGAUGACCAAACGGACGCCAACAACAGCAGGCAGCGUGCCUAUGAAGGCUCUUCUGGGUAUGUCCCCGAAAAAGACUUUCCAGGAGAAGGGAAAAGAGAGGCGGUCUCCUUGAGAGCCUACCUGAGAGGUGGUGAUUUUUCCUCCUUGUCAGGGCAAGCAGCAGAGGCCCGUAUGCGGUGGAUCACUCCAUUGGCCCCGGCUAGAUGUGGCCCCAUGGAUCACCUGCAUCCGCCCGUGUGUUGGUUUGUCCCCUCGCGACUGAGAGCAGGCAAGGGGGGUGUGGACUGGGGAAACAUCCGCGUGGUCGCUCAAACUCCUCGCAUCGAGCACACCGCACUCCGUUUGGCGCUAUUAAACUGCCGGUUGGUCACCAACAAAACCUUCCUUCUCAACGACUUUUUUGCCUCUAAAAAACUGGAUUUUAUGUUCCUGACGGAGACAUGGCUUCAAGUGGCUACAUGGGUUGGAGGAGGCUUUAUUGUUGGCACUUCAGAGAUGGUGUACACCCCAUCGAUGGGACUAAUCGGGGGACUGUUGACAGUGGCGGCAACCAGCAUGACAUUAGUUGUAGGUGGCCUUCUGUUUGCCAAAGUUAUGAGACAAAGAAAAUAUGUGACGAUGCUCGACCCAUUCCACGUCAAGUAUGGAAAAGUCGUCGUAAUCAUUCAGAGCCUGAUGUCAAUUCUCAUUGAUCUUCUCUGGAUUCCAUCAACACUUUCUGGUUUAGGUCUCACCAUGAGUGUGAUUCUGGAUUUGACCAUCCCAGUGAGCAUCUGGAUCUCUGCUGCUGUGGUCAUAAUUUACACCCUGCUGGGAGGUCUGUACUCUGUGGCCUACACAGACGUCAUACAGCUCAUCCUCAUAUUCAUCAGGUUGUUUUUGUUUCUUCUUGUUUUGAUCCAUUCUACAGCUACAUGGGUUGGAGGAGGCUUUAUUGUUGGCACUUCAGAGAUGGUGUACACCCCAUCGAUGGGACUAAUCGGGGGACUGUUGACAGUGGCGGCAACCAGCAUGACAUUAGUUGUAGGUGGCCUUCUGUUUGCCAAAGUUAUGAGACAAAGAAAAUAUGUGACGAUGCUCGACCCAUUCCACGUCAAGUAUGGAAAAGUCGUCGUAAUCAUUCAGAGCCUGAUGUCAAUUCUCAUUGAUCUUCUCUGGAUUCCAUCAACACUUUCUGGUUUAGGUCUCACCAUGAGUGUGAUUCUGGAUUUGACCAUCCCAGUGAGCAUCUGGAUCUCUGCUGCUGUGGUCAUAAUUUACACCCUGCUGGGAGGUCUGUACUCUGUGGCCUACACAGACGUCAUACAGCUCAUCCUCAUAUUCAUCAGCUUGUGGGUCUGUGUCCCCUUUGUCCUGAUGAGUCCCUACACCCUGGAUAUCUCAAAGACGCUCCUGAACAACACUUUGCAUGCACCAUGGAUUGGUACCAUAGAGCCGAGGAAGGGCUGGAAAACGAUGGACACUUUUUUAAUAAUGGCACUGGGAGGUCUGGGAUAUCAGGCCGUCCACCAGAGGAUCUUGUCCGCUUCUUCUGCAUUCUCAGCCCAGCUUUCAUGCUACGUUGGUGCUUUCUGUACCUUUGUUUUUGGAAUUCCACCAUUAUUGAUCGGUGCAGUGGCUGCAUCCACAGACUGGAACCUGACUUCAUAUGGAUCUCCAUCUCCAUUUGAACGUGGCAGUGCUGCUUUAGCGCUGCCUGUCACCCUGCUAUAUCUCACCCCGUCCUACAUCUCCAUCAUUGGCAUUGGAUGUGUCGCUGCUGCUGUGAUGUCAUCUGCUGACUCUGCUUUGCUUUCUGCAGCUUCCAUUUUCUCCUUCAACAUCUACAAGAACAUCCUCCGACCUCAGGCGUCAGACAGAGAGAUCCAGUGGGUGAUCCGUGUUGCUGUGGUGGUAACAGGUGUGGUUGGAACAUCACUUACCAGCCUGAAAAGCAGUAUCAUCAUUUUCUGGUUCCUCUGCAGUGAAGUGGCAUCCAUCUUCAUCUUUCCCAAGCUCGUCUGUGCCAUCUUCUUCAACAUCUCCAACAGUUACGGGAGCCAUUAUGGGCUUCCUGGUGGGGUUGCUGAUUAGACUGUUGUGUGGUGUGAGCCGUUGGUUGGACUGCCACCAGUCCUCCACUUCCCAGGAUGCACUCUUGAGGACGGUCUUUAUGUCCAGUAUUCACCAGUUAAAACCAUCUGCAUGUUGUUGGUCUUUGCAGCCAAUGUAUUGUUCUCUUAUCUCACUUCUCUGUUCUUCAACAAAGACCUGCUUCCUCAGAACUGGGACAUCUUCAAAGUUAUAGCCACGAACUCACAGGAACCACCAAUACCAGCAAGUGGCAUAAAAGCAGAGAGUGAAAACCAACACCUGGAGAACCAAGAGGCCUCUGAGUCAAUGAUCAGCACCAGUUGUUAGUUUCAGUAUGUUUAUU